Messenger RNA from Symbiodinium natans, 560 nucleotides. The record is from the annotation of a GenBank genome assembly. Lineage: Eukaryota; Dinophyceae; Suessiales; Symbiodiniaceae.
AUGCUCGCCGAAGCGCUUGGCAUCUCAGUGAAUGAGAGAGCCCUUAUUUUCCGUUUCUUGUCGCCGUGGUUUGAGGCUGAGAACCUCCUGGCGUCUUUGAAGAAGCUGUCCCUCCUCGACGAGCCAGUCGCUCAGUGGUGGGGAGUGAGGUCUUUGCUGACAGCGAUCCCGGAAGCCAUCACCAAGGAGCCAGCCAUGCGGGGUGCCUUUGACACAAGCGUGGUGUCGGGCCUGCAGGAGGAGCUAGACCGCCGUCGUGCCGCAGCUGCAGAAGAGCUGGUCGCCAUCGAGCCCAAGAAGGAGGAAUGUAAAGCGGAGCUGUCGCAAGCGGAGGUGGCCUUCGAGGAGGCCAAGGCCAAGCAGCACCUGGGGGCCGAGGCUUACACAGAAGCCCGAUCAGCCCAAUCCGCUGCGGAAGGCAAAGUCAAGGAAGCGCAGAAGGCUUUGUCUGCUCUGGAUCCACAAGUGAAAUCCCUGCAGAAGGACCUCAAGAAGCUGGAGGCAGAGCUGACCGCCUUCUAUGCUGGACCUCGCUCGGCCCUGGCUGAACUAGCUGAGAG